AGGCAUGAUUCACAUCCCGUUCUGUUCUUGCUAAUGACCAAAUAAAGAACUUAAGAAAGGCCGUGUCUUAAAACUCCGUGAACUCUUAAUCUAGACAGCAUUUAAUAGCCUAGGUAGAUCACACUUUGGGCUUCUUAGGCGCUUUUGGUCUCGUCCUUCAUAGGAACGCUAUUUUAAUCACGAGCUUAAUUUCCAAUGAAAGGAUGUUACGCGGGUGUCUCAGAAUUGAAGUUCUCGUUUACAUAUCAUGUGAUUCGGAUCUUACCGAAACGGGGGAGCACCGCUGUGUGACGAAAGAAACUGAAACGUGCAGUUGCUCGUGUCCCACUCUCUCAUAAAACCCACGACUGCCGAAUGAGUUUUAGUAGAAGUGUUCAACACACAUUAGCGACAUCUGACUGAGAAACAAGCGCUGCAAAACUAAACAGGCUUCCCAGAAAACAUUUCACUGCAAGAAGAGAAAGACCAAAAGCUCAAAACACUCCAAGUCUUCGCUUUCACAACAGGGAGCAAGAUGGAGAAGAUGAAAGACAGUAAUAAGGGGAAGCAGGUAACGUGUUGCCUCAUUUUCUGCGUGUCCACGGCUGUGAUUGGCUCACUGCAGUUCGGCUACAACACAGGAGUCAUCAAUGCACCUGAUAAGAAAAUAAAGGACUUCUUCAGAAAUGUGACUCUGGUGCGCACUGGAGAGCCCAUGCACGCUUCCACUGUUACGACUGUGUGGAGUAUUGCUGUUGCUAUUUUCAGUGUGGGGGGCAUGAUCGGGUCUCUCUGUGUUGGUGCUUUGGUUAACAAGUUUGGGAGACGGAAGUCCAUGCUGCUGUCCAACAUCCUGGCUCUGAUUGGUGGAGGGCUGAUGGGUUUAUCCAACAUGUGCACCUCCUAUGAGAUGAUGAUAUUGGGUCGUCUGGUGAUUGGUGUGUUCUGUGGUCUGUGUACUGGGCUGACACCCAUGUAUGUGGGUGAAAUUGCUCCAACAGCACUGCGAGGAGCUUUUGGUACACUUCACCAACUUGGGGUGGUCAUUGGCAUCCUGGUAGCACAGAUCUUUGGUCUGGAGUCAUUGCUGGGGUCUCAGGAUUUGUGGCCAUUAUUGCUGGCUUUGACUGUCCUGCCUGCAGUGCUACAAAGUGUUAUGGUGUUUUUCUGUCCAGAGAGCCCUCGCUACUUGCUCAUCAAUCUGAACCAGGAGGAGGAGGCACGCCAAGUGCUGAUGCGUCUUCGCGGGCAUUCAGAUGUGGAGGAUGACAUUCGUGAGAUGAAGGAAGAGGCCACGAAGAUGGCCAUGGAGAAGAAGGUGUCGAUUCCAGAGCUGUUCCGUAACCCCGCCUACCGACAACCCAUUAUUGUCUCCAUAAUCUUGCAGCUAUCCCAGCAACUGUCCGGCAUCAAUGCUGUAUUUUAUUAUUCAACAGAGAUCUUCAGGACUGCAGGCAUCACUGGCCCUGUCUUUGUCACUAUUGGGGCGGGUGCAGUCAACACUGUCUUCACCGUAGUUUCUCUCUUCCUGGUGGAGAGGGCAGGGAGAAGAACUCUUCAUAUGAUUGGACUGGCUGGAAUGGCUGCCUGCGCUCUGCUCAUGACCAUUUCUCUUAAACUUGUGAACCCUGUAGGACCCGCAAUGGAAAACGGUACUAGACUGCUUCAGAAUAGCACUGCUGUCAUAACAUCUGAAGGGGGAACUUCAGCGAUCAGCAUUCUAGCCAUUGCAUCAGUGUUUGGAUUUGUGGCUAGUUUUGAGAUGGGACCAGGACCAAUCCCAUGGUUCAUAGUGGCAGAGUUAUUUGCUCAGGGUCCCCGGCCGGCGGCCAUCGCUGUGGCGGGAUGCUCCAACUGGACUGCCAACUUUCUUGUUGGACUGCUUUUCCCACAAUUACUGAAACUGUGUGGUCCGUACGUAUUCAUCAUAUUCUUCAUCUUCCUCAUCCUCUUCUUCGUGUUUACGUACUUCCGUGUUCCUGAGACCAAGGGUCGCACCUUUGAAGAUAUUGCCAGUGGAUUUGCCAAUGCUGCAGGCUUUAAUGCUGCAAACUACUCUUCCCCAGAGGGUGUGGUCACUCUGCCAGUAACCCCGUCAUCAGAGAAGUUUCAGAUGACUGAGUUACCAGGACAGGUGACAGGAAAAAGUGGAAUAAACCCAUAGAGAAAAUAUACACAAGAUACACCUGACCUACAACACAGAGUAGAGAACAGAGGCAGCUAAAUAAUAGGCAUUGUUAAAAAAAUAAAAAAUAAAAAAUAAAAAAAAACUGUAGCUCCAUAAGGGACAAAAUAGUGUAAAAUACUGGGUAAUUAUCAUAUCAAGCAGAUCAUGUAGAUCAGCGUUCCCAGACCAUGGGGUACGCAGCCUUGGGGGUGCACAGAAUUAACUUAUGUUGUCUGCAAUUGUGCAAAAUUUAUCUCGUUACAGAUUUGUCUAUAUCUUGAUAUACUUGACUCUUGAUGUGGCACAACAGUGAUUUAUUGAUAAAUAACAUUUUACAUUUCAAGAGUUACAGAUUAUAAUAGCCAGUAAUAGCCAUUAUAAUAAUAGCACUUCUCAAAAUUGAGCUGAUACGUACUUGAUUUGCCUACCGGAAAAACAGACCUAAUCUCACGUAAACAUGCAGGCCCAUCCAUCUUACUGGGAAGAGGGAAAGCAGCAAUACAAUUUUUUAUAUGUGUAUCAAUAUUUUGGGAUUUUGUUUUUUGUUUUUUUAUCAAUAAGCGAUUUUCUUUUUCAUGUACAGGUUGCAUUUGGUUAUCCUAGGUAAAAAUGUGAUUAUAUCUCUGGCUAUUUCUAAGUUUGGGAUGAAAUAGGUUGAUGGGGGUUUGAACAUUGUUUAUGGGUGUGUUUGAACGUUGUCAAGUAUAAGAAGAGGGUGCACGGCCUAAAAAGUUUGGGAACCACUGACACUGAUGGUAAUAAACACCAAACAGGGUAUAAGAAAUAUUCAUUACAGUAAUACAUAUAUUUCAGCAUAAACUUUUAAUGACAGUUAUAAAUUCUUUAUGAACGCAUAACAAGUAUUCAUGGCACUCAAUUAAGUCAUGGCUAUUUGAGCUAAGUACAAGGAAUCUAUCAGGAUUUGUUUCUCUAUGUCUCAAGUGUAUACUUUUUUACAUAUUUAUUACACAUUUGUGUUGGUUAAAGAGGCCUUAAAACAAUUUGCUUUGUUAAUUUAGUUUUUACUAAAUGUAAACUUUUCAAAUUUAGUUAAAUGUAUAGGUGUGUUGUCAAAUUAGUUUAGUUAUUAAAUAUGUAAAUGAUGUGUAAAGAUUAUACAAAGUACUAAGCACUUGAUCUGAGUUAUGAUUACAACUUCUUGUAUUUAAAUAGUUAACUAUCCCAAUUUUCCAUAUUGCCCAGAAACUUAAAUCAGAUUAACUCUAUAUUGAAAACAAUACUAUGGUUGUUAUUCUCCUGAUCAGACAACUAGAAAUACAGAGUGAUUAUUCAUAUUGUAGAGAAGCACUUGGAAUGCUGUUUGUCUAAUCGGUACCUAGAAGAAUAGUGGAAUGCUUGUUUCAUGUAUUUAUGCUAAACACAUUUCCCCUAAUUUGGUUAUUGGUGAUUUCCGUCAGCAUGCCUCUCAGAAAACAAAGUACCGACCUAACAGUUCCAAAGAUGAAACAACCUAAUCCACUUCUUUAUUUUUAUGUCCCAGUGGCAUGCUCGUAUAUUUGUGUCUGCAAUUCAGGCCUGCAGUUUUAAAGGAUUUGUUGGCUAUAAUCAGCCACGGGCUGUGCAUUUUAAGUCUAGGCCUUCAGUGCGUUUCAUGCCAUUAAGAAAACACAAUUUCACAAUGAAUAAGAUGCUAUCAUACAUUACGUGGCAGUCAACUAAUAAUACCAACUGACAUUUUAAAAACACAUCCACGCACGAAAGCCAGAACUUGAAACGACACUUAAUGCUCAAGCAAGCCUAAUUUUAACUGCAGCAUAACUGUUUUGUGAAAUGUAUGUCAAAAAUCAUAAUUUUUCAUAUGAAUCUACCAAGGAGGUCUAUAAUACCUGGAAAAUAUAUCUAAUAAUAUUUGCGAUUUAAAUGUUGCUUACAAUGAAUUUCAUUUCGUCAGGGUACACGGUAAUGCUGUGUUUCAUUCAAGUUGGAUGUGGGAUAUUCCUACUUGAUAUCUCCGACCACAAAUGCAUUCCAUUCCCCGAUAUUCGGAACUGCAACGCUCCUGUUAGCUUAGCAGGGGUUUGACUCUCAUUAGAGAUGUCUCCUAGCAACCCAACUGAUAAACAAUGCUGCAGCGCUAUCAUUUGUGCUACAGGUGUACAAUUAUCAAAAGAGAUUUAAUGAUUUAUACACCUGUUUCUUCAGGCAUUUGUUAAACAAGCUUUAAUAUCAUGUAAUGUGGAAACAAACUCAUUUAUCGAUAUUACUUAAUAAAGUGAAUGUUUAUCAUCACUUACUUUGUAUAUCUCCCUGAGUGUUGACGUGUUUGUGUGACAUCAUGCCCCUGCAUCUCGGCGAAAUCGGAGUUGAGAAUUUCUGCACGAGCCUACAAGUUGUAAUUCUGACUUCAAGAUGCAUUUCAUUGCACUUUUCCUAGUAAGAAGUUGUAAAAUCCGACUUUCAGAGUUAAAUGGAACGCAGCACUUCUUUUCAAAACUUGAUCCGACACUGAAUGCUCAAGCAGCCUAAUUUACACUUAGAAAACUCCUGAUGUUGCUAUAACAAUGCAUAAAGCACUUACCAAUUUACUUGAAGUGAAAAUCAGUCCUCCUUUCCUGUUUAAUAAAUUAAGCAAUCACACGAUCAUGCAGAACAUCUCGUGUUUUUAAAUCCAUAAGGAUCUCUUUCUCAAUGGCGAUAGUGGCAGUGACAGUCGACUCGUCAGCAAGAUCUCACGCUCUUCACUUUCAAAUUAUGUCACUUAAAGCGUGAUUGCAUCACUCAAGGCCAGCUAAAAGUCCUUGACUGGGACAUAUCCUAAAGAUCACACCCACCAAGAACAAAUACAUCAAUCUGAUUGGCUGAUGAAUCUGACAGUCUGACUUUAGUUGCUCAUUCAUUUGCACUGUUGAGGGAUUCUGUUGAAAUUCUGAAGGCCUGAGGGGGUGGAGCUCAGACUCACACGCUGCUUCUGCUAACGAGCUCGGCUUUGGGCAUGUGUUAUUUGAAACAGUUGUCAGGCUUCGCUUGUAAGCAAAGGAAUAAAUUCUGACUGGAUAAACAUUUUUCUCUAUUAAUUAAGAGUGGAAAGCGAUUAAAAAUGCGUAGGCAAAAAGGAGAUUGAGAAUGAAAGGAUGAAAAAUAUUUAUUUAUUUAUUUGGCAUGUUAGGCCAGCAGAAAAGGCUUUGCUGGCCCUGAGAAUUUGCCACUGGCUGUAAUGCAUAUCUGUGGAUUUUGUGGGCUGAGAUUAGUUUAAAUUAUUAUUAUUAUGUGUAAUAGUAACAAAGACACAGAGAAACUCUAAAGCACUUUAGAAAAUGGGCCAAAUAUUAAAAGAUGAAAACCUCAAGAGCCCCUAAACAAACUGAUGUUGAAGCCCUUACGCCACUGUUCUUUUAGCCUAAUAUGUGCAGUUGUGUACUGGUGUGUUGUUGUAAAACCAGUUUAUAUCAGUUAAUACUGGUUCCAAACGUCCUGCUGAAGGUAUGAAGUAUCUGUGUUUAAAUAGUGUUAUAAGUCACUGAAGUAUUUCUCAUGACAGUUACUCGAAAUCACUGAAUGAACACUACUGAUGCAAGAUCACAUAAAUGUCAAUCAUGAAAGCCCAGAGAUCACAAGCAAACAUUUAUUGUUUAACAUGUCCAAUACAGUGCAUGUGCAGACUAAAUUAUGGGUUACUUAAUUCUAAAUAAUUAAGUCAGGUAUUCAGCUUUUGGUGUAGUUAAGGACAUCACUGUGUAAGUAUCGCUAUGUACACCGUGUAAAUAUUGUCUUUUUUUUUUUUUUUUUUUUAUAACUGCAUUUUGUUACAGUCUGACUAGCUGAUUGAGCUUGUUUCUGGAAUUUUACCAAGUGCGCACCAAAGAUGUUUUCUUGUUUUUGUGUUAUUAAUAUAUAUUAUAUUUAUAUGUUUUAUUAUAUUUGUAGCUUUUAUAAUGCCAUUUUUUUUUUUUUUUUUUUUUUUUUUUACUUU
Myxocyprinus asiaticus (Chinese sucker) is the source of this 6077-nucleotide messenger RNA. Its product is annotated as solute carrier family 2, facilitated glucose transporter member 3-like. The transcript is spliced from 12 exons. Lineage: Eukaryota; Metazoa; Chordata; Actinopteri; Cypriniformes; Catostomidae. Gene Ontology annotation, cellular component: apical plasma membrane; basolateral plasma membrane. Gene Ontology annotation, molecular function: hexose transmembrane transporter activity. Gene Ontology annotation, biological process: monosaccharide transmembrane transport; response to insulin. Bases 515 to 2143 code for a protein of 542 amino acids. The record is from RefSeq and is a predicted model, not a curated record.